AUGCACUUCUCUACCCUCACCUCCAUCCUCCUCGCCGCCACUGGCAUCAACGCCGCCGCCCUCUCCAAGCGCGUAGACUCCAUCCCCCUCAACAUCUACACCGGCACCGGCUGCAACCAAGGCCGUCCCAUCACCACCGCCUUCGUGCCCGCCGACGGCUCGUGCUUCGGCAUCGCGCCGAUUCUCAGCGGAAACACUGAUUCGGGGCUGAUUGAUGACACGAUUCUGAAGACGCUGCCCAAGGGUUGUACUCUGCUGGUGUACUCGGACUUUGAUUGCACGAGUGUGAAUUUCAUCAACUAUGAUGCUACGGGGAGGUGUGGAACUUUCGGGCCGGGGUUGUUGAUUCAUAGUGCGAGGGCGGUGGGGACUUGUGCUUAGAUCUUAGGGUUGAAUUAGGAGGCGAUGGGAGGGGAGACAGUGGGUUUUUGGAAGCCUGUAGCUAGUCAAUGUUGGGUCCAACACUCCGAUUGACUCUGGUUAGAGGUAGUGUGGUGGAUCACUUGUUGUACGGUUUUGAGAUGAGUUUGGAUUUAGAUACUGUGGUAUGAUGUCUUGAAUCGCAAGAUGGAAAUAUCAUACUUCAUCAAGACUGCUGU
Molecule: messenger RNA, 599 nt
Organism: Parastagonospora nodorum SN15
Lineage: Eukaryota; Fungi; Ascomycota; Dothideomycetes; Pleosporales; Phaeosphaeriaceae
Exons: 2
Coding region: 1-381 (126 amino acids)
Source: RefSeq, a predicted model, not a curated record